Messenger RNA from Cotesia congregata, 681 nucleotides. The record is from the annotation of a GenBank genome assembly. Lineage: Eukaryota; Metazoa; Arthropoda; Insecta; Hymenoptera; Braconidae.
AUGAUUGGAAGUCAGGAAGAAGAAGAUAUUAUGGAAAAAAACUUGGACAUGAGUAACAACAUAACUUUUGUAUUUGCAGUAAUGAUGUAUAUAAGUUGUGUGUUAUAUAAUUGCUUUAUGCCUCAUGUGAUACCUCUUCUAUUUAACAGUGAUGAUCGAAAUGCUUCUGAACGAAUAGUUAUUUUUCCUGGCUACAAUAGUGUAUUUGACGUCGAUUCAUUUCCGAUUUAUCAAAUUACUUAUGUUUUCCAUCAAUUAACUGCGUUAUCUACCUAUACAAUUCUUAUCACCUCUUGUAAUUUAAUAGUAGUUUUGGUUACUCAUGCUUGCAGCCAACUCCAAAUAAUUACGAAUCAAAUCGAUUCAUUGUUAAAUAAUUUUUCCAAAAAAGAAAAGUUUUCUUACACAAAAUUGUCAUUUACAAUCAGUCGUCAUGUCAGGGUGCUUGAAUUUUCGAAUAAUCUUCUGAAAAAAAUGAUAUUUGAAUUAUGCCUAAUCGAAGUUGGUGCUUCUUCUAUUCUUCUUUGUAUAGAUGAAUUUUGCAUGCUAGAAAAAAAAGAAUUCGCAAAUAUGACAUCUUAUAUCAUGAUAUUUUUUUCUUUAAGUUUAAACGUACUUAUAGUAUGCUAUUUUAGCGAACUUCUCGAGGCUCAGGUAUUUCCUGUAUAUAUAUAUAUAUAU